AACAAACAAAAAUUCAGUUGUUGCUUGCUUACCAAGUAAUUUUAUUCGCUAUGUUACUUAAAUAUAAAAAUGAAAUAAGAAGUUUGAGCAUUAUUAGUUGAGAUAUAAUGCAAAGACUGAAACGUACGGUUAUUUUGUAAUCCUGAAUAUAUUUUUAAAACGCGAAAUGACGGAGCCAGAAACUGUGGAUGACUUUUAUGGAGUCUAUCUUCUAUAUAACAUCAAUCCGAAAUUUAAAGGACGAACUUAUAUAGGGUACACGAGAGAUCCAAAUAGGAGAAUUAUGCAACAUAAUCGAGGCACUUGGGCCGGCGGAGCUCAUCGAACAAAUAACAGAGGUCCUUGGAAAAUGGUUUUGAUUAUUCAUGGUUUCCCAAACAACAUCUCAGCAUUAAGAUUUGAAUGGGCAUGGCAAAACCCAAAUAAGACAACAAGACUGCAGCAUCUCGACUUGAAAAAAAUACCUAGAAAAGAAACAGAGUUUCAAUUUAAAUUAAGAGUUUUAUCUGAAAUGCUCAGAGUUGGUCCUUGGUAUCGAUUGCCUUUGGUGAUAAGGUGGUUGGAAAAUGACUACUUUGAAGAAUUUCCACCUGAAAGAAUACCUCCAGAUCAUAUGAUAAUCUGUCAUGGUCCAAUAAAAAGUAGGAACCUCAAGAGAUCCAAACCAAAAAAUACAAUAGUACCUACUAUAGAAUGCUUAAUGUGCUCUGAGUCUUUAAAAUGUACUGAAAAAUUGACCUGUACGAACCCCAAUUGCAAAUUAGUCGCUCAUAUAUGUUGCUUGGCCGAAAUAUUUAUCUCUUCCGGAGAGUAUAUACCUAUAGCUGGCCGUUGUCCGUUUUGCAAUGUUAAAUUAAAAUGGGGUGACUUGAUACGGACAAUGAGAGGAUGUAAUCAAUUGACCACAAAUGAUGAUGGGGUGGAAAGGGAAGUUGAUGAUGAAUUGGAUGAAGAUGUAAUAUGUACUCAAGAUAAGGGAUUUGUUGAUAAUCCUUCUUGGUUCCUUGAUUGUAAUGAAGAUUUAUGACGU
Molecule: messenger RNA, 1030 nt
Organism: Vanessa tameamea
Lineage: Eukaryota; Metazoa; Arthropoda; Insecta; Lepidoptera; Nymphalidae
Gene: slx1
Product: structure-specific endonuclease subunit SLX1 homolog
Exons: 4
Coding region: 167-1027 (286 amino acids)
Biological process (GO): double-strand break repair via homologous recombination
Cellular component (GO): Slx1-Slx4 complex
Molecular function (GO): crossover junction DNA endonuclease activity; 5'-flap endonuclease activity
Source: RefSeq, a predicted model, not a curated record